Molecule: messenger RNA, 1786 nt
Organism: Bombyx mori (domestic silkworm)
Lineage: Eukaryota; Metazoa; Arthropoda; Insecta; Lepidoptera; Bombycidae
Exons: 5
Coding region: 223-825 (200 amino acids)
Source: RefSeq, a predicted model, not a curated record
UAGUAUUUUUUUUAUAUUCCGUUAUAGAAAGGAAACUCGCGUGAUACGUCACAAUGCUGAUAAGAAGUGUUUAUAAGUUUCACGUGUUGCUCUCUCAAUAUAAAGCUGCGGGAGCGCCCUACAUCGCCACAACAGAACCAGCGCUCGUAUUGUUAACAUUAAGUUAUAUUCACGUUAAAUCACCAAAUAUUAGUCUCAUCGAAGAGCGCAAACGAAAAAAAAAUGUUACUUAUACUAAGAAGAGCUUUGAUUUUAAUUGGAUCGGUUCAGUUCAGUGUCGGCAAUACAAUUUCAAACAACGAUUCACUUAUAGUCGAAAUGCCACCGGGAUGCAGAGGCGAAAAGAUGUGUUUUGAAAAAUCUAAGGACUAUCCGAUCGAUAAAAUAAAUAGCCUAUUAAAUAGCAAGGGUUGGGGAAUAGCCGACGCGAUCAGGGUGUUCGGUCAUCGACAAGGUAGCUUCAUGGAAAUCUGCAAAUCUAAGAUACUGCCACCUACACAGGUGUACGAAAUUGAAGACGAGAACGGCAUCAUUCGGUUCGUUGUUCAAGCUGAGAGGUUUAAGCAAAUCGUCAACGUCAUUAAUUGCAGUAACGAAGGAAACAUCACGAGGUCGUCUGAUAUAUACAGGAGAUCUUAUUUCGGAUACGGAGCAUUGAGAAGCUACUACGUGACGUGUAGACAGGUUACCAUUGAUUUCAAGUUCCUGGUGCUCAGUAUAGACGGACAAUCACUCGACACCGCUUCCGUAUACGGAGGACUGCCAGUCUGCUGCUCUUGCUAUGUGGCGAGAAAAAAUAUUAAUCAUUUGAACGCAUCGUAUUAAUCAAAUCAUACUAAGGGACGCGAUUUUGACGAAAAGGAUUUUUUUUCCUACCUAUGCUGAUAGCCUUGAGAGGCUAUUUCAGCUUCACCCUAACGUGUAGGUGAGCUAACGGGGCUCAAACCGGAGUGUUGCUAACACUGACCCUAGCAAGAGCAGCGCUUCGCAGAAUCUACCAACGGAUCGGAAACGCGACCCACUGAGAAGAUCCGGCGAGAAACUCAGUGGGCUGUGUCUAGGGGUUAAUUCGCUCGUCGAGCCCUUCGUCGCAAGCGACGGGUUCGACGCGGACGGUGACCGGUGCUUGUGGUACCUAAAAGCACCGUUAAUGGAUCUGGACGAUCCGUAAUAACAUGUUUUGAGCGAAAUUACACACAGUAAUGGAUUAUCUUAACGAGUGCAUUAUUUAUUUAUUUAUUUAUUUAUUAAACUUCAUGUAAAAUUUACAUUGGCGGACUUAAUGCCUAAGGCAUUCUCUACCUACUCUAGUGGUAGGUGCAAUGAAAUUUAUAUUAAGUUAUAAAAAGUAUAUACAUGCAUACCUAAUAAUAUAUACAUACAUACAUACUUCCAUACAUACAUAUGUCCAUAAACUUAGACUGAACCAUAAUUGUAAUUACUUUUACUUAUCUAUUUAUUAUAGGCGGUUUUAUAAUAAGAUAAUGUACCUUAACUGUAAUUUUUUUUAUUUUAUUGCAUAAGUAAUUAAGGUAAUUGGUUACUGGAGCCCAUAGACAUCUACAAUGUAAAUGCGCCACCUACGACGACGACAAUGUUAAUGUAGUAUAAGAUAAGUAAAAGUUAAUGUUAAUAAUGUACAGUAGCAUAUAUAGAACGUUUGACGGAGCUUUAAAAAAUAUAUUAUCACUAUGUCUACAAGUGAGCCUAUAUCUCAUAAAUUAUUGACUGUAAAAUUAUUUAUUAUUUAAUUUUAAAACAAUAUAUUUUAUAUGUAAAUAUAAAG